AUGGACGCUUUCUUCGACCCAGAGCCCGAUGCACCCGGCAAGACUUACGAAAGGCUUGAGCAUUUCAUCCCCAGCAUCGAGCAGUUCGACGGAGAGUUCUUCGGUCUCAGCGAGAUGGAACAGCGCAGCAUGGGUCCGCGCCCGUGGCUCACACUGGAGAUCACCUACGACAGAAUGUUCUUUGCAGGCCUGACAAAGGUGACCAUAAAUGGCCGGGACUGCGGCGUUUACGUUGGUUGCGCCACGCUCGGCGGAAUCGAGCCGGACAUUCUCGCUUGGGAAUGUUUCCUUAUAGUAGUCCCUAUAUAUCCCAUUAUAGUCGUUUCCAUUUUCUUUUCCAUUCCUUCAUUCCCACCCGAAACCAAAGACCAGAUUACGUCGGUGGCGAAGGUGUUUUCGCUGGACUGCACCAGCCAGGCGCUGCGGCUCGGGCGCUGCCUCUCAGCAGCCGCAAGCGGCGUGAACCUGCAGCUGUCGGCGGCAACUUGGGUGGCCUUUGCAAAGAUGCUUGGCCUCGCCAUGGACGGAAACUGCAAGACCUUCGACAGCUCGGCCGACGGCUUUGCGUGGGGCGAGGGCAUGGGCAGCGGCCCCAACUUGAAGUAUACUGUCACAUAUUUGAAGCUGUACUACAUUAUAACAUACUAUAUUAUAUUCAAAUAUUCUAUAAACGACAAUAGACUGUAA
Molecule: messenger RNA, 687 nt
Organism: Symbiodinium pilosum
Lineage: Eukaryota; Dinophyceae; Suessiales; Symbiodiniaceae
Source: the annotation of a GenBank genome assembly